Molecule: messenger RNA, 1398 nt
Organism: Penicillium daleae
Lineage: Eukaryota; Fungi; Ascomycota; Eurotiomycetes; Eurotiales; Aspergillaceae
Exons: 1
Coding region: 1-1398 (465 amino acids)
Biological process (GO): amino acid transmembrane transport
Cellular component (GO): vacuolar membrane
Molecular function (GO): amino acid transmembrane transporter activity
Source: RefSeq, a predicted model, not a curated record
AUGACAGACGAGUCUAUCCAUCGUCAACUUCGUUACCAACCCGGUGCUGUCGUAUUAGAUGAGGAGAAGGAUCCCAAAGUCAUCCAGUCACUGAAUUCCCCCGAGAAUGGUAGUCUUUCACCACGCACUUCUCCAAACGAAUUUGAACAAGAUCGCAUAAUACAAGGAAACGAAAAGUUCAACCGACUUGGCUGGAAACGCCUGACCAUUUGCCUUAUUGUGGAAGCUAUCGCUCUGGGUAGCUUGAGCCUCCCUGCGGCAUUCUCAACACUUGGCAUGGUUGCUGGAGUCAUCUCGUCUGUUGUCAUCGGUCUCAUUGCCACUUAUGCAGGCUACAUUGUUGGAGCUGUGAAGAUCAAAUAUCCAGAGAUUGAGAAUUAUCCAGACAUUGGGAGAUUACUCUUUGGAGAGACCGGAUUCUGGAUCAUAACCUGCGCUUUCGUGAUUGGAAUCAUGCUAGGCGUUGGUUCUCAUUGUCUGACUGGUAUCAUUGCUUUUGUGAGAAUCACAGACAGUGAUAUUUGCACAGUGAUAUUUGGGCUGAUUUCAACUAUCAUCCUUCUCUUGGCUGCUAUUCCACCGUCGUUUGCGGACCUUGCCAUCUUGGGGUACAUCGAUUUUGCAUCAAUUAUCCUAGCCAUAGGCAUCACAAUAAUUGCUACUGGGAUACAGAUUUCUCAAAGUCCUGGUGGUCUAUCAAGCUCAACGUGGUCAGCCUGGCCUAAGGAGGACGCUGAUUUUCCGAAAGUGAUGGUUGCACUCAACAAUAUCGUCUUCGCAUAUUCAUUUGCUCCUACCUUGCCAUCUUUUAUGGCUGAAAUGCAUACUCCAAAGGAUUAUGUCAAGUCAGUCUACGCAAUUGGACUGAUCGAGAUCGUCCUUUACACAUUGAUCGGAUCCCUUGUCUAUUACUUCGUCGGCCAGGAUGUGCAGUCUCCUGCAUUGCUAUCAGCUGGACCCCUGAUCUCGAGAAUUGCCUUCGGUGUUGCUCUCCCAGUCAUCUUCAUUUCCGGUUCAAUCAAUACCUCCGUGGUUGCUCGAUAUAUCCACGGCCACAUCUAUCGAGACUCCGUCGUACGCUAUGUGAAUACGAAAACCGGCUGGGUUACAUGGAUUGCACUCGUGACGGUCCUUACUUUCCUCUCGUGGAUCGUUGCUGAAGCAAUCCCUGUGUUUUCGGACAUGUUAUCUAUCACUGCUGCCUUGUUAAACUCUGGGCUCUGCUUUUAUGUCCCUGCUAUCAUGUGGUUUGUUCUCCUCAAAGAGGGAAGUUGGUUUUCAUGGGAGAAUAUUCGAACUGCCUUCUAUAACGGGCUCGUUUUUCUGCUUGGGAUCGGAAUCCUCGUCUGCGGCAUGUAUGCCAAUGUUCUCAAUCUGGUAAGCGAGACCAUCAUCUAG